AUAUGCCAUUACAAAGUACAAGGUGCUGCCUUAUUAAGUGAAUAAAUAUUUCUGACAGUCCUGCCUGGCACUAUACCAUUACAUAGAGCAGUACACCCCAGGCGCCCAGGAUGUGGUCACACAGGACAGGCUAAGACCCCCUAAUCAUGUAGCUCUCCCAUCACGCAUGCGUUCUUCUGGUCCCGUCGCCGCCUUACAUGAAUAUCCUUCCGCCUCCCACUUUUUGGUAAAAUAAUUUUCUGCCCCCACCGCCCCGAAGAUUAUCAUACAGCCUCUGAAAAAUAGUCUUAAAAAAACGCGUUUAAUAAACUAGCAAAAAAUGGAAAGUGUGACCCAGUCCUUUCCUAUGUUGCAUGAACGACGUGAGCGGCGGUGAGGCGGCCCUUUAGAGAUAUCACUGUGCACAUCCGCGCACAACGCGGGGGACUUUAUUUCAGGGAUUUUCGGCGCCGAUGAGACGGCAUUUGAAGUAAACCGGCUCGGUGGAGUGAGGAGCCCCUCAGCCGGGAGUAGAGAGGCCAGGAGCGGGGUGGGCGGCAAAGCCACGGCGGGCACGGUAAGCAGAGGGAGCGCAUUUCUGUCAGGUUACCGAAUCUUUUCCAGGUCAGUGUUGGGUGUCGGGCCCUACCGGAUGUGGAAGUUGAUCUCUUCUGUGAUGUCCCUGGUAGAUUUGGGGAAAAAGCUUUUAGAGGCGGCUCGAGCUGGACAAGAUGAUGAAGUUCGUAUUUUAAUGGCAAAUGGAGCACCUUUUACUACAGAUUGGCUUGGAACAUCUCCACUUCAUCUAGCAGCCCAGUAUGGCCAUUAUUCCACAACUGAAGUGCUACUUAGGGCAGGAGUGAGUAGAGAUGCGCGGACAAAAGUUGACAGAACUCCACUCCACAUGGCUGCUUCAGAAGGACAUGCAAAUAUAGUAGAAGUGUUACUUAAGCAUGGUGCUGACAUUAAUGCCAAAGAUAUGUUGAAGAUGACUGCUCUCCACUGGGCGACCGAGCACAAUCACCAGGAAGUAGUAGAGCUUCUAAUAAAAUAUGGGGCAGAUGUACAUAGUCAGAGCAAGUUUUGUAAAACUGCAUUUGAUAUCUCUGUGGAUAAUGGAAAUGAAGAUCUUGCAGAAAUACUCCAGAUUGCAAUGCAGAACCAAAUUAAUACAAAUCCUGAGAGCCCAGACACUGUAACAAUACAUACAGCUACACCACAGUUUUUCAUUGGACCUGGAGGAGUAGUAAACUUAACUGAUGAAAAUGGGAUAUCCUCUGCGGUGCAGUUUGGCAAUUCCUCAACCUCUGUCUUGGCUACAUUAGCAGCAUUAGCUGAAGCUUCUGCUCCAUUAUCCAAUUCAUCAGAAACACCAGUGGUGGCUACAGAAGAAGUGGUAACUGCUGAGUCUGUUGAUGGUGCAAUUCAACAAGUUGUUAGCUCUGGUGGGCAACAAGUCAUCACGAUAGUUACAGAUGGCAUCCAUCUUGGUAAUCUUCAGUCUGCUAUCCCAACAAGUGGGAUAGGUCAGCCAAUUAUUGUCACCAUGCCAGACGGUCAACAAGUAUUGACGGUACCAGCGACUGACAUUGCAGAAGAAACUGUAAUCAGUGAAGAGCCUCCUCCUAAAAGACAGUGCAUUGAGAUCAUAGAAAAUCGUGUGGACUCUGCAGAGAUUGAGAUUCCAGAAUCUUCUGGGUCAGAAAUCUAUAUUGUGAAUACUCAGGAGUUCUCUCAGGAACGAGAAUCCCUUCAGAAGCAACUUGAUGAGGCCAAUCGAGAAGCUCAGAAAUACCGCCAGCAGCUAUUUAAAAAAGAACAAGAGGCAGAGGCCUACAGACAGAAGCUAGAAGCCAUGACCAGGCUGCAGACCAAUAAAGAAGUGGUAUAAAAUAGCUAGCGGACAUAUAGUUAAUGGUAUUUUUAAUCAGCAAGACGGCUCUGACCUAUUCUGUGGACUGUCAUGUUCCACAAAUGGGGCAUGCAGAAAGUGAGAAUGGAUCUCCAGCAAGAACACUUAUCCUAAAAGUGCUUGUCUUACUAAGGUCAAUUCUUGUGAAAAGUAUUUAAACUACUGUAAAUAUUUUUUUUUUUUUUUUUUUAAACAAAUUAGCUUAUAGGUUGAUUCUGAUUUUUUUGAAAGAUGCAGAGAUUACAAUGUCAAAGUCUUACAACAUAAUUCAGUAAGUAAAGAGGGCAGUGACUUACCUCUCUCUCCAUUCUGCACCACCUGCAAAAAAAAUGGGAAAACUCCUCAAAUCUGCAUUGCUUUCUUUAAACAGAUCAACGUGGCCUUUGAGGUUACCAUUUCCUAGUGGAAAUCUUUGUACAGCUUUUCAUUUGUCUCCUAUUAUUUGAACCUUUUUAUUUCUUUUUCUACUAAGCAAAAAUUUUGUAUGUUUAACUUCUGAGACAUCCAGGUAGAUUCACAUGUAUAUGAAGCUAAUAUUUUUUAAAAAUAAACUUUUGUAUAUAUGAUGCAUGCUUUUUCUAUACUCAUUUCUGCACAUAUCGAGCUGUGCUAUUUCUUCUGUACAGGCAUUUUAUCUUUAUAUAGAUUAGUCUAUUUCUAUAUACUGAUAACUGCCUUGUUACAUCUAACAUUCUUAAGACCCAUAUUUGCAGAACCUAUUGAGCUGCAAAGCCUUAAAUGGCUUAUAUAGAAAAGCUUUGAAGAACAUACAGAUCAAUGCCUUUAGACAAGAAGACUUUGAGAUUUUCAUAUCUUAAUUUAACAUUUGAUGACAUGGGCAUGUCAAUGGAUUGUUGAAAGAGGGACUUGUUCUUAUUUAAGGGAACAAUCCCUUUUGGGCUUUGCAGAUCUGUAAGUUAAGUUUUCUGUCUACCUAAAACUAGGCUGGAAUGAUUUUAGACUUCUGCAAUGCUUCUGGAUACGUAAGGCUUGAAUUAAGUCAGCAAUUUUUUUUUUCUAUUCACUCAGUAGAUUUGUUAUCCUUCUGGCACAUCAUUUCUAUGCACAAAUUACAAACACAUUUUUUAUUUUAGCAAUCACAGAAAAUUUCGGACUUCAUUCCAAGGAAACGGAAUGGGAAUAAAUGAAAUAUUACUGUUAUUACACAGAACUGUAAUUGUAAACUGUAAUUAUGUUACCAUUUUGUUUAAAUUAAAUAUGCAAUUGUUUCCCCCUUUUUUAUUUCUUCCAUUGCUACUCAAUGUUCUUGAAAAUGUGAUAAGUAUAAAAUACAGAACAGUCACAAUAUAUGAGGAUUUUAUUUUUACAUGUGGUUGUCUCUAAUUGAAGUUACAUAUCUAAUGAAAUGGAAAUAGAUUUAUAUUUACUUCUAUGAUAUACUGAUAUACAUAACCCAUAUUUGGUGGGUUGAGGAAUUUAAAUCUACAAUAAAAGUGGAGUAACUUUGGCAAUACUUUUUAUGUUUUUUGUACUGAUUUAUUUCAUAUACAUCGAGGUUGUCAAAAUUCAGCGCAAUUCCCUGGGAAAUUGACGACAGCUGUUAACGGUUAUCCAGGAAUCGAAAACAGACAUAAUUUCUUUCAGACCGUACCCUGUCUGUCUCCAGGAUGGGUUUGGUUCUGCAGCUAAGUUCCAUUGAAGUGAAUGGAGCUAAAUUGUAAUACCACACCCAAAGGGGAGACAGAUAGGGAGAAAUUUUUGAAAGAUAUUAGGUCUGUUUUUCGAUUCCUGGAUUACCCCUUUAAGUAAAUUUAUUUUUGACAGACACAUUACACAUCAGCAUAUCUGUAACUUUGUUAUACUGUCAUCCGAGCUCCCAAAAUACUAUGUUCUCUGGUAACCACAAACCAGAAAUUUCUGAGCAGAGUUCCUCUUUAAAAUUCCGCUCAAAAAUUCAGAUGCAGCAGAGUCUUAUUGCUCUCAAUGGGAUUCCACCGCACAGUAUGCACUAUAGAAUUUCAGCAGUGGAGCUUUCCACAGCUGAGAUUCCUCAGCUGAAUUAACUUGUUUAUUCUUUAGGUGGAAUACAUUGCCGUCUAUGGGAACCAGCAAUGUCCGCACUGUCUUAGUUUUGACUGCUUCAGUUGGCGCUGGCCACCCCCAGCAUGCCCGGCCAGAAUAUUUCUGGUCAGAGAUUCCGUAGUGUAAAGCUGGCCUUUGAUAUGUAUAAAAAAAGAAGAAAAAAAAUAUUUAAUUUAACUUGGAAUCAGUUCAAUAUUGGUAAAGCAAAAGCUAGAUAAGGCUGGAAUUCCACUAAGGCUUUUUAGCCAAAAACGCCAAUAAAAACCCCUAUUCUGCCACACAGCGGCGGCCAGAUGUUAGCUGCAAGUCAAUAGGGAACUGCAAAAUGCCAUAUCCACUUGGCUCUCUUCACAGCUAAUGCCGAACAUCGCCAAUCGGGCUGAUGUCCGGCAUUAUCCCUUUAGAACUAACAAUGUUUACUAAAAUGAAAGUAAACAUUGACGGUUAGCUCAGUGGUGCUGUUCGGGACCGCUGCGGUGAAAUCGCGGCGUCCCGAACAGCUUACAGGACGCAAGGAGGAUCCCUACCUGCCUCCUGACUGUUCCGUGCCUGAGAUCCAGGCAGGAGCAGUCGAGUGGCGAUAACACUGAUCAAUGCCAUGCUAUUGAAUGGCAGUGAUCAGUGUAGGAAAUCAGUGUGUGUAAUGUUAUAGUCCUCUAUAAAGUGUUAAUAAAUGUGCUUUAACCCCUUUCCUAAUAAAAGUAAGAAUGUCCCCCUUUUCCCAUUUAAAAAAAAAAAAAAACAAACCUGUGUAAAUAAAAAUAAACAUGUGGUAUCGCUGCGUGCGUAAAUGUCCGAACUAUAAAAAUAUAUAGUUAGUUAAAUCGCACGGUAAAUGGCGUACACGUAAAAAAAAAAUCCAAACUCCAAAAUUGCGUAUUUUUGGUCACUUUUUAUACCAUAAAAAAAAUGAAUAAGAAGUGAUCAAAAAUUCUGAUCAAAACAAAAAGGGUGCCGAUAAAAACUUCAGAUCACGGCGCAAGAAAUGAACCCUCAUACCGCCCCUUAUACGUUAAAAUAAAAAAGUUAGAGGUCCGAAGAGGAAAUUUUUCAACGUAUUAAUUUUGGUGCAUGUAGUUAUAAUUUUAUUUUUUUGUAGUAAAAUAAGAUCAAACCUAUAUAAAUUGGGUAUCCUUGCGACCGUAUGGACCUACAGAAUAAAGGUGCAAUUUUUACUAAAAACUGCACUGUGUAGAAACGGAAGCUGCUAAAAAUGACAAAAUAGUUUAGUUUUUUUCCAAUU
Hyla sarda is the source of this 5177-nucleotide messenger RNA. It is a transcript of the gene GABPB1, whose product is annotated as GA binding protein transcription factor subunit beta 1. Gene Ontology annotation, biological process: positive regulation of transcription by RNA polymerase II. The record is from RefSeq and is a predicted model, not a curated record. The transcript has 10 exons. The coding region runs from base 632 to 1870 and encodes 412 amino acids. NCBI's taxonomy places the organism in Eukaryota, Metazoa, Chordata, Amphibia, Anura, Hylidae. Gene Ontology annotation, cellular component: nucleus. Gene Ontology annotation, molecular function: transcription cis-regulatory region binding; protein binding.